This is a messenger RNA of Impatiens glandulifera, 771 nucleotides long. RefSeq names its product expansin-B15-like. The record is from RefSeq and is a predicted model, not a curated record. The transcript has 5 exons. The coding region runs from base 1 to 771 and encodes 256 amino acids. Gene Ontology annotation, cellular component: extracellular region. NCBI's taxonomy places the organism in Eukaryota, Viridiplantae, Streptophyta, Magnoliopsida, Ericales, Balsaminaceae. Gene Ontology annotation, biological process: sexual reproduction.
AUGAUAACGAGAGAAAUUCUCUGGCGCUUACCGUCGACGGCUAAAAGUGCGUCUGCGUUCGUCGGUGCUGGUGGAGAAAUCGCCGGAGAGGAGAAGAAGAUAAAGAAGAAGGCAAUUCAUAGUGAAGCCACUUGGUAUGGAUCUCCCGAUGGUGCAGGGAGCGACGGUGGAGCGUGUGGAUUUUGUGACGCUGUUGAAUCGAUAUAUGGAAAAUAUAUAACCGCAGUUGGUAACGGCCUAUAUAAAGGUGGCAAAGGAUGCGGCGCAUGUUAUGAGGUGAAAUGCUUGUCACAUUCAGCAUGCUCUGGAAAUUCAAUAAAUGUGGUUGUUUCUGAUCAAUGUCCAGGGUGUGAUCCUUAUCAAUUUGAUCUUAGUGGUACUUCUUUUGGAGCCCUUGCAUCUAAUGGGUCUUCCAAUCAACUCCGCGGUGCUGGUCGCAUUCAAAUCGAAUACCAAAAGGUUCCAUGCAAAUAUAAUGGGGAAACAAUAAAAUUUGUAGUGGAUAAUGGAUCGAAUCCAUAUUAUAUAGCGGUAAAUAUUAUGGAAGUAGGUGGAGACGGUGACCUAGAAAAUGUGGAGAUUCAACAAGGGUCCAACCCGUUUAUGGCUGCCCGUUUGGUUUUUGGAGCCACAUGGGGCGUCAACUCAUUCAUGCCUGGUCCAUUGUCGAUUCGACUCACCACAAGUUCGGGAAAGUCUAUUGUUGCUCAAAAUGUUAUCCCGAAAGGUUGGCAGUCGGGCACGAAGUAUAGUUCUAAUGUGCAAUUUUAA